This is a messenger RNA of Exophiala oligosperma, 1743 nucleotides long. RefSeq lists its product as uncharacterized. Gene Ontology annotation, molecular function: DNA binding; DNA-binding transcription factor activity, RNA polymerase II-specific; zinc ion binding. Lineage: Eukaryota; Fungi; Ascomycota; Eurotiomycetes; Chaetothyriales; Herpotrichiellaceae. The coding region runs from base 1 to 1743 and encodes 580 amino acids. Gene Ontology annotation, biological process: regulation of DNA-templated transcription; DNA-templated transcription. The record is from RefSeq and is a predicted model, not a curated record. The transcript has a single exon.
AUGCGGGACAUGGCAGCUCCCUACAACAAGAAUCGGAGCAAAGUGGCUUGCUCAGUAUGUCGAGCGAGAAAGACGAGAUGCGAUGGGGCCAAGCCCAAAUGCUCUUUCUGUCUGGAAAACGGCUGUGUCUGCAAAUACGAAACUCCUCCACAAGCUGGCGGUUCUAGUCGUACGGUGGAGACCAACAUCGAGACCAUUCUCACAAAGAUUUCAGUCAUUGAGAAAUGCCUUAGUUUGUCGAGAGGGGCAGGGUCACAGUCGUCGCCGGCGUUGACUAUUGGGUCACCCGACGAGACCUCGACACGUGAGAAAGAAGGCCAUCGCUCAGGAAGAGGCUUUGCUUCUCUCACAAUCAAAGAUGAUCAAUUUGCGGCAAUCAUAUUUCACACCGACAUCAACUUGUCAAGACACGCUCGCUCUCUAGAGAUACACCAUGCCUUGGAGUAUGAAAACAGCGGCAGGGGAUCGGUGGCGAUUUUUCGUCACAGCCCUCAUGAGUUGGGACAAUUGUUCUUCCGUCACACAUACAAUUGGUACCCGAUCUUGAACAAGAGAGACAUCUUUGAAAAACUCCCUCUAAUACAAAAUACCGUCUGUCCACCAAGUCCGGACUCCUUUUUACUGCUCAUGGUGCUAGCGAUCGGCAGUCUGAAUGCGAAUGAUUCAAUAGGGACAUUCCAGGCUGAAGAGUUUCACGCGCAAGCCUUGUCGAUGCUCGGAUGUGUAUUGGAAGAGGUCUCAUUACGGUCGGUACAAUGCGUCAUCUUGCUCACUAUAUUCUACGGGCUCAAGUUCAUGCCCAUGAAGGCUCAAGAAUACAUUUCGAUGGGAUCCAUCAAGAUGCAAAACCUGAUGGAGAUACAACCGGUCAACAAGUCGGUGGAUGAUGCAUCAGGGGACAUCAUUUACGAUCUCGAAGAAUACGAAACAAGAGCGUUUUGGGCUUUGUUCAUCUUGGAAAGUGAAUAUGCCGGUACGCUACAUUUUGCCAACACGGGGUUGUUUUCCUAUGCGGGCAAUAUAAAAUUCCCUUCCCUGAGAGAGGAGCCGUAUCAUUGGACACCAGGGUCUCCCGAAUCAUUAGAUUCAUCUGCCAUUGAUGAGCCAGACCCUCAUUUCCUGGCGGAGAUAGGGGUGAGAAAGAUCAUUGACAGGACAUGUUACACGUUCAACAGCUACUCGGAGUCGUCCAAUUCCACCACCAUCACCACCACCAAUAGGAGGACACCCUUUGCCGCCAUUGUCGCCAAAGAAUUGCAAUCUCAGCUCGAUGAGUGGUAUCUCUGUUUGCCGGACUCCAUCAAAUUUGACAAGUCAACAUGGUACAACAACAAUACCAGACACAGCACUAGAGCACUCAUCAGAGCACAAUAUUUUGCUACCGUAAUACUAAUGUAUUGGCCAUGCAUGAUGGAAAUCAUCAUGACUGGAGGGGAGGAGUGCCAAUCUCAGGAACAUCGAGAUGCAUUCAAAACGUCCAUCGACUCAUACAUCCAGCUGGUGCUGUGUGGAACAAGCGUCCGACUCUCAGAGUUGCCUACGGUGUGGCCCCAUGCCGUGAGCAUAUUUGCCAUGACGGCGACAAUCAUACGUAUGACUCAGAGAACUUCACUUCGUUACGACAAACCCGACGAACUGGAAUCUAGUAUCCAGCGUUCUUUUGCUUUUCUCGAGGCAAUGAUUCACUGCAGUCCUAGUAUCAGAUACUUUACUGUCAUCUUGCACGACUUGCAAAGCCAGUGA